UCAAAAGUGCGAAAGGGGGACGUAGAACGCAUUGUUGUUUUCAUACCUUCGUUAAUUUGUCGCCGACAUUUAGAGUGUUUAUUGAAUUCGUUGUGAAAUAAUAGUGUUUGCUGUAAGUUGAAAGCCAUUGCGAUCAUUUGCGGUGAAAUCUAUUUAUCAUUUAAUGUUCUAAAGAAGCAAAAAUUGCGAUAAGAUAUCGCAAAUUUGCGUAACAAAGAUGGAGGACGAGAUGAUAUUGAGCCGGCCAACGGACCGUCGUUUGGUGAAGGAUGAUAGCAGUUUGCCGCCAGGACCGCCUGGCGCUGAGAAUGAUUCGUUUGAACUAGUACAAAAAGAAUCGACCACAUCGAAAAAAGAAUCAAAGCCAAGUCGUGAUCCUCGUCGCCGAUCAUCUUCAACUCCACGUGAUAGACGUUCACGUAGCCGAAGUCGUGGUAAGAGACGUAGCCGCAGUCGUGGUCGAGACUACAGUCCACCGCCAGAAAGGAGACGAUAUGGUAGUAAUCGAAACCGUCGAUCCAGAGAUCGAAAUAUUCGUUCACCGCCUGAACGAAAUCGAUCGCGCGAACGAAUCAACAGACGUCGCGAUCGAAGUCGUUCACGUGAUCGUUAUCGAAAUCGCCGUUCACGCAGUCGCAGUAGCAGUCCGCUGCAGCGUCGUUGGAGUCCAAUGCCGAAACCUCCAUCUCCGGCGAUGCCUCCACCACCACAGUAUUCUGUUCCGCAAUAUGAUGCAUAUGGAUCUUAUGGCAAUCAAUACAUGAGUCAGUUUCCCGCCUACGAUUACGCUAAUCAUCCAGUGCAAGUGCCGUAUCCUCCAACAUAUCCAUGCGAGCCGCAAGCCUGGCCUCAGCCACCAGCAGCUCCUCAGCCUGCUGCACCCCAACCGCCGCAAAUAACUUCUGCUCCGGAGAGUGAUGAAGAACAAACCAAGCGUCACGCUGCGAUCGCUCAAGAAGCUCAGAAUCAACGGGACCAACUGAAGAAGCAGCGAAACGACUACUUGAAGCGAGCGGCAGCCUUGAAGCGUGAAAUGAAGAUUCUAAAAGACCAGCGAAGUGAUUUAGUAUCGACAACGGCACCACCGAGUCCUACAACAAAAGGAUUUUUAGAAGAGAAUGAUCGGUUGCAGAGUCAGAUUCAGAAGAAGCUCAGCACAAUUGAAAAUGUCAUUGACAUGCUAUCAAACAUUAUCGGUGAGGAAAAGCCAUCAGCGUCGUCGGAUGAGCAGCCCAGCAAGAAGCAGACGAAAAAGUCGAAAAAUGAAGACGACGAUGAUGACUGCAGCAGCUCUUCGUCGCCGGAGCGUUUGAAGACCAAACUGAUUGAAAGCAUGAAAUCGAAAAGGGAAAGCGCAAAAAAAUCUACUGAGGCUCCGGCUCCAGUAAAAGUAGAGAAGAUUAAGGAGGAACCGUCUGGAAAAAUUCAAAAUGAAAAACCUGCAACACCGGCCAAAAAAAUUAAUUAUUCUUUUUACGACCCAGAGAUGCAUUGGUGUACAACGUGUAAUGUUUUCCCAAAAACCGCAAAAGACUAUCUCAAUCAUUUGCACAGUGAAGAACAUGGAAAGAAUUGCUUAACCCCGGACACUCCGUGGCACGAGAACGUUGUGAAUGAUGAAUUUCCUACUUAUUCGAGCGCUCCAACAAAAAGGACACCGAUUCGUGGCCUUCAGUUCUUUGUCCCUUCAACAGGAUGGUAUUGUAAGAUGUGCAAUUUCUGGAUGGGUGACCUGCACUGUGCAUCUUCUCAUUUGAAAUCUCGUUGCCAUUGGGAUAAAUACAAUAAAUACAUCGAGCAAAAUCCCCACUUUGAAGUCGAUUGGAUGGCAGAACGACAGAGGGUCUUGGACGGUCAACGGGCUAAAGAAAAUUGUCCACCACCGCCACCACAGAUAACGACAGUAGUUUCAACAACAGGCAUGGAUCUGCUGGAAAGCAUACCACUCCAGAUAAACAAUCAAAAAGUUAAUUUGGAUUUAGACAAAAAGGAGAAGAAGAAGAAAAAGAAGGAAGAGAAGAAAGACAAGAAGAAAAAGAAGCGUUCAAAGAAACGAAAGAAAUCAUCGUCAUCCAGUUCAUCUUCGAGUAGCGAGUCGUCGUCUGAAAGCGAGAAAGAGAAGCCAAAAGAAAAGGAAGAUCGUUCGAAUUCGAUACGUGUUGCAAUGCGUAACCUCCUACGUGAACAAAAAGAAAGUGAAAAGGAGAGUAACAAUCGCGGCAAAUGGACUUCAGUUAACAAACCCGAUGAAGUAGCCGCCACCAACAAAGCUUCUAUAUCGGCAUCUUUGUCAUUAAUCGCAAAAGCUACACCAGCUGAAGGCACCCGAAGGGACGAGUUGAUUUCGCAAUGGAAUACCCCACAGCCGAUCAUCAGCGAAAGUGAGAAAAAACUCCUGGAAGAUCUGAAGGGUAAGCUGAAGACGAAAACAGCAGCUGAAUCGAAAGCAUCCAUCCCCGAAGCAACUGAUCAUAAAAAACGUGAACGUAGUCCAAACUCAAAAUCAAAUGAAGUAAGUAAAUCCAAGGCUAAUAGAAGCCCUGAUCCAAGGAGUCCCAUUCGUGAAUCUGUGGAGAAACGUAGCGAAAGUUUUGAUAAGCGAAGUCCUAGUCGCGAUAACAAGGGAAGGCGUAGUAAAAGUCCAGAAGAGUCAAGUGUCCAAAAACGAAGCAAGAGUCAGGAUCGAUUGGAGAAACGCAGUAGAAGUCGUGAUCGUAAGAGUCGAAGUGUAGAGAAGGGACGAAGAAGUCGCAGCUUAGACAAGGGACGAAGAAGUCGAGAUAGGCGUAGCAGAUCAAGAGGUAGACGGAACAGUAAGGAUCGGGAAAGACGCAGCAGAAGUCGUGGCAGACGAAAUAGGAAUGAUCGCCGUGGAAGGAUUUCACCAGAUAGGAAACGAAGAAGAAGCAGAUCACUUAGACGUAGCAGAUCACCAAGAAGAAGCAGAUCUCGACGAAGGUCCCGUAGCCCCGCAGCCAGAUACGGUCGUCGUCGAUCAUUUUCGCGUUCUCGAUCUCGCUCAAGAUCACGAAGUCAUCGAAUUGAAAAACCAAUCGUUCGUUAUCCAGAAUUCCGACCACGUGUCCCGCCAGGCGAAAACAAAAAACCAACGAAAAAGUCAGAAAAUGAAACGGAACGCAAAAAAUCGCCACCAACUAAAAAGACUUCGACAUCAUCGCAGCCAACAGGUGGAAAGAAGUUGCCGUUUAUCGGCCGAAUGCCAGUAUUUAAAAAACAAGUGCAAGGUGGCGAUGGUGAAAAGAAGGAUGGCGAGCUAAACGACGAUAUCAACAAAGAGCAAAUGACCAUGAAUUACGAACACUACGAUAUGGGCAUGAUGGUUGAUUACGACGAUCUAAUGCCGGACCCUAUGCAAUUUGUCACAUUGAUGGGCGCACCGCCGCCUCCACCGUCCGGCCCGCCUCCCGCUGAACAUGAGAAGGAUAUUCUCCCGCCCGGUAUUGAUGAAUCUGAAGUCGACUCGGUUCCUAAGCCAAUAAGUGACGCUCCAAUACCACGCAAAGGACCUCUGCCCAAAGAUUUCCAAGAAGCACUUAACAUAAUUUUCCCUGGGGAGAAAAAACCCGAAGAUGAAAUAUCUGAGAAGACCAACUCAAUACCAACUGAGCCAGCGAAGAAACUCGAACCUAGUCAAAUAGAGGCACCAGUGCCUGAGGAAAUGUCGCUUGACGCAAAUUCCCUCCCGGCAGACGAGGCAUCACAGCACAGCUUAGGCGAGGCAUUCUUAGGAUUCCCGCCGGCUCCUAUAGCAGCUCCCGUUGCAUACCCAGACAUAACACAAGACGUUCCAGACCUCGCAUCUCUAGUGGGAGCAGUUCCACCACCACCACCUCCUCCCCCACCAAAUCCAGUGGAGGAUGAUACAAAUGAAGGGAAAACAAGUGCAGAUAAGUCCGGGGAAAAGAAAGAGAACCGGGAGAAUGUCUCUCCGCCAAAUGGAAAUAUCCGGCGACAAGAAGAAUUGGACGAUUUAGCGAUGCUUGGAAUUGAUGCCGACGAUUUGGCCGCUCAAUGUAUGUAGUCACACAUCAAAACUUAAUUUUCAUUUUAAACUUGUUGGGAACAUUGGCUUGGAGGUGUCCGUGCUCGAAUCUUGCAUAAAUGUUCAAAUUGAAUUUAGUUGAUUACAAUAAAAAAGUUUGAAGCUUUUUAGAUAUAAAA
Molecule: messenger RNA, 4182 nt
Organism: Hermetia illucens (black soldier fly)
Lineage: Eukaryota; Metazoa; Arthropoda; Insecta; Diptera; Stratiomyidae
Product: zinc finger matrin-type protein CG9776
Exons: 9
Coding region: 218-4042 (1274 amino acids)
Biological process (GO): positive regulation of DNA-templated transcription; negative regulation of DNA-templated transcription
Cellular component (GO): nucleoplasm
Molecular function (GO): nucleic acid binding; zinc ion binding
Source: RefSeq, a predicted model, not a curated record